AUGGUUAGAACAAGAGGAGGAUCUGCUGGUACCGGACGCACUAUCCGGCUUAGAGAUGAACAUGUUGAAAUUGUCGAGCCCUCCACCAUGAAAUCACCCAGAAAAGGAAUAGAAACUCGUGGUGGAAAAAGAAAAUCGUCUGCCAGAAAGAAACGGCAAACUGCUGAGCCUUCUGUUGAGCAAAUUGAGGAACAGCAAACUGCUGAGCAAACUGUUGAGGAACAGCAAACUGCUGAGCAAACUGUUGAGGAACAGCAAACUGCUGAGCUUUCCACCAGGAAAUCACCAAGAACAAGGUCUGAUGUACCAACUGCUCAACGUAGUGGAAAGAGAAAACGCCCUGCCAAAGUGCAACCUGAGGCUCAACCUGAAGUAGAACCUAAUCCAUUAUCCAAAUUCAUUGAUGAUGAUGUCAGGGAGAGGUUUGAAUUGAUCUCACAGAAGGGUUUCAUCACUCAGAGAACUAUUCUCCCUUCUGAAUUUCAUGGUCUAAUGAUGACCAUGUCACCUGAGCAACAAAUCACUUUUAUUGACAAAAGGAACUUGCUUGUACCUCCUAUCCCUCAAGAAGAUGAGAAUACGCAUCAAAAGAAGGCUAGAACUGAGCCAACUGAGCAAACUUUACAUACUGAAUCCACUCUAGAAGUUCAUACUUCCAGUUCUCAGCCACAAGAUAAGGGCAAGGCUCCAACAACUGAAAACAGUGAUAAUGAUAAGGAAACUAAAGAAGAAAAAGAAGUGGAUCUUACUCAGUUUCGCCUGACAAGGAGGAGGUCUGGAUCAUCCAAAAUCACCAUUUAG
Molecule: messenger RNA, 801 nt
Organism: Coffea arabica (coffee)
Lineage: Eukaryota; Viridiplantae; Streptophyta; Magnoliopsida; Gentianales; Rubiaceae
Source: RefSeq, a predicted model, not a curated record